UGUGGUUGUAUAUUAUAUUAUUCUGUGGUCUUCUAGUUCCGCCAUCUUGAUAUUGUUUUGUUUAUUACGUAAAUUUAUAAAACUAUAUAAAAAUACACUAAGUAGUAAUUAAUUAGGUUUAUUCAAGAUGUUGCGGAGCGCCCUUGUACCAACUAAAGAAGCUAGUGCUUCAAGUGUUUUGCGAGCAUUAACUGGCAGCUAUGGAAAUGUUCAAAUACACAAAAGAGAACAGUCCACUACUCAAGUAAAAAAACAGUCUUCACAACCAGCUACACAGCCUUCUCAAGAAGUGAAACCAUAUUCCCCCUUUCAAAAUACUAAAAAUUUAGCAGAAUUUGCCUUUGCUAGGCUCGAUGAUCUACUUAAUUGGGGAAGAAAGGGUUCUAUUUGGCCCCUUACUUUUGGUUUAGCAUGUUGUGCUGUGGAAAUGAUGCAUAUUGCUGCUCCUAGAUAUGAUAUGGAUAGGUAUGGUGUUGUAUUUCGAGCAUCACCACGUCAAGCAGAUGUAAUUAUAGUAGCAGGUACUCUAACUAAUAAGAUGGCACCAGCUUUAAGAAAAGUUUAUGAUCAAAUGCCUGAGCCACGAUGGGUUAUUUCUAUGGGUAGCUGCGCAAAUGGUGGUGGAUAUUACCACUACUCAUACUCAGUUGUAAGAGGCUGUGAUCGGAUUGUCCCAGUAGAUAUUUAUGUACCUGGAUGUCCACCAACUGCUGAGGCUUUGAUGUAUGGAGUUUUACAACUGCAGAAAAAAGUAAAAAGAUAUAACACACUUCAAAUGUGGUAUCGUAAAUAAGUAUUAAGUAUAAAAAAUAGCAAAAUACGCUCCACCUUGUAAAUAUAUUUUAAUUUCAAUAACACAGGAUAUUUGAAGUUUACCACAUUAUUUAAAAAAGUGUCUGUGUAAAUAAAAAAAAUGUUGUUAAUUA
This is a messenger RNA of Sitophilus oryzae (rice weevil), 926 nucleotides long. Its product is annotated as NADH-quinone oxidoreductase subunit B 2-like. The transcript is spliced from 4 exons. The record is from RefSeq and is a predicted model, not a curated record. NCBI's taxonomy places the organism in Eukaryota, Metazoa, Arthropoda, Insecta, Coleoptera, Curculionidae. Gene Ontology annotation, biological process: aerobic respiration; mitochondrial respiratory chain complex I assembly; electron transport coupled proton transport. Gene Ontology annotation, molecular function: NADH dehydrogenase (ubiquinone) activity; quinone binding; 4 iron, 4 sulfur cluster binding. Bases 128 to 793 code for a protein of 221 amino acids.